Messenger RNA from Aspergillus eucalypticola CBS 122712, 949 nucleotides. RefSeq names its product peptide alpha-N-acetyltransferase complex B subunit NAT3. Lineage: Eukaryota; Fungi; Ascomycota; Eurotiomycetes; Eurotiales; Aspergillaceae. Gene Ontology annotation, cellular component: NatB complex. Bases 112 to 684 code for a protein of 190 amino acids. The record is from RefSeq and is a predicted model, not a curated record. The transcript has 3 exons. Gene Ontology annotation, biological process: N-terminal peptidyl-methionine acetylation. Gene Ontology annotation, molecular function: protein-N-terminal amino-acid acetyltransferase activity.
CGCCGAUCAACUCCCCAAAUUGCUUCAUCUUUCCCCUCCAUCUAUUAGACUAUCUUCUUGAGAACCACCGCUCAAUCUUCCCCCUAAGGAAAAAACACACACACACCAACCAUGAGUUCCAUCCGGCGCAUGUCCCCAACGGACCUUCUGUCCCUCAACCUCACCAACCUCGACCCAUUGACCGAAAACUACGACCUCGGAUUCUACCUCAAUUACCUCAUGCGAUGGCCCUCCCUCUUUAGCAGCGUUCAGGAUCGCCAGGAAGGCAUCGUGGGUUACAUCAUGGGCAAGCUCGAAGAACAACCCGCCUCGAUGCGCCAUUCCGAACACUACACGCCCUGGCACGGCCACAUUACCGUUUUAACCGUUGCGCCCGCAUGGCGCCGUCUCGGCCACGCGCGUCGUCUCACCGAACGUCUGGAACAGGGCUCCGAUAUCAACGAUGCCUGGUUUGUCGAUCUCUAUGUGCGAGCGGGGAAUAAAGUUGCCGUGGGGAUGUAUAAGGGCAUGGGAUACUCCGUCUUCCGCCGAGUAGUAAACUACUACAGUGACGAUCCAACAGGUUUCUCCGAUUCAGGUGAAGAUGCCUUUGAUAUGCGCAAGCCGUGCAGUCGCGAUAAGAAGCUCCAGCAUAUUCGGGAGAAUGGGGAGGAGUUUUUGGUGGAUCCGAUUCAUGUUUCGUAGGACGCUUCGUUCGGAGGGGUGAUGAUGAUGAUGAUGGAUGAAUUGGACGGGUCUAGGUAUCUAUACAUAUGAUGGUGUGAAGACGACAACGAGGGUUGAUGAAUAGCAUAAGAGAAAAGUGGUUUGUCGGUUGGUUGGUUUCGAGCAUUUGGUGUUUGGGCGUUUCCAUUAUUAUUAUCAUUUCUAUUCUGGGUUGAUGAACGGACGUGUCAUGCCAUGCAUGCUGAGUGAACUAGGGACGGCCUGAAUAGAAUUAUUGUCAGAC